Molecule: messenger RNA, 3256 nt
Organism: Drosophila persimilis
Lineage: Eukaryota; Metazoa; Arthropoda; Insecta; Diptera; Drosophilidae
Gene: Lon
Product: lon protease homolog, mitochondrial
Exons: 9
Coding region: 29-3154 (1041 amino acids)
Biological process (GO): chaperone-mediated protein complex assembly; mitochondrion organization; protein quality control for misfolded or incompletely synthesized proteins
Cellular component (GO): mitochondrial matrix
Molecular function (GO): ATP binding; ATP hydrolysis activity; serine-type endopeptidase activity
Source: RefSeq, a predicted model, not a curated record
AUAUUACUGAUUCUCGAGCUGGUUAGAAAUGAUAUCUCACGCUGUACGAGGGCGGCACCUAAUGCGCGCCCUGUCCACGACAGUCGCAUGGACUCGCAUUCGCCCGGGACAAAGUGCCUUGUCUAAAUAUUUUAGUGAUAAAGUUACUCGCCUCGAGAGAUUCAAUGGCGCGACAAUGGUGAUGGCUCAGCGUUUCUACAGUCGCCGACGCGACGAUCCCGACGACAAGAAAGCGCCAGCGGGACCAGAAGGUCCGUCCGAGCGAGACUCCCACCUGCCUGCCACAGUGGUGGUGCCCGACGUAUGGCCACAUGUUCCGCUGCUGGCCAUGCGGAAGAAUCCCUUGUUUCCGCGCUUCAUGAAGAUUGUGGAGGUGUCCAACCCAAUUGUUAUGGAUCUGCUGCGUCGCAAAGUUAGCCUUAAUCAGCCCUACGUUGGGGUUUUCCUCAAGAAAGUCGACGGGGAAGAGGAGGUCGUCCAGAAUCUGGACGAGGUCUAUCACCUGGGCACUUUUGCACAGAUCCAAGAGAUUCAGGAUUUGGGCGACAGGAUGCGCCUUGUGGUGCUGGCCCAUCGUCGCAUACGCAUCACAGGACAGGUGGUCGAGGAUCUGCCGAAUCCAAAAAAGCCAGUGAAAAUGACAACUUUGCAUUAUCCACUAUUUAAUAUUAAAUUACACAUCCCAGCUGAAGAUCAAACAACAAACAACAAAUCAUCGACAACGUCACAGUCGUCCAGUGAACGCCGUAAAACGCGUCGCGCAAUUAAGCAAAAAUUACAAGAGACUGCAGCUGCCGCUGACGCUGACGCUGACACCACAAACCCAAUGGACGAAUUUGAAUUGAAACAGCGUUCGCAUAUCUCAGAGAAAUUUAAAGCUAUCAAAGCGGCAGCCAAAGCCGCCCUCGAUGCCGAAGCGAGUACAUCAGCUACCCCCGAUGCAGAGUCCGGUGCCGAGUCUGCUGCACCUUCCGGAUCACCGCCUGUGCUCAUUGUAGAGGUGGAGAAUGUGAAGCUACCGGUUUACAAACAAACCCCAGAAGUCAAGGCGCUAACACAAGAGAUUAUCAAGACUCUACGCGACAUCAUCACCAUGAAUCCCCUGUAUAGGGAGAGUCUCCAUCAAAUGCUGCAUCAGAAUCAACGAGUUGUGGACAACCCCAUCUACCUAUGCGACUUGGGUGCCUCCCUGUCGUCCGGAGACCCAGAGGAGCUGCAAAAUAUCCUAGAGGAAGAAGAUAUCCCAAAACGCCUGCAACUGUCCCUGACAUUGCUCAAAAAGGAGCAGGAGCUAUCGAGACUGCAAGCGAAAAUUGGACGCGAGGUAGAGGAAAAAGUCAAGCAGCAGCACCGAAAAUACAUACUGCAGGAACAGCUGAAGGUUAUCAAAAAGGAGCUGGGCAUUGAGAAAGACGACAAGGAUGCCAUCGGUGAAAAGUAUAUGGAAAAACUCAAAGACAAAAUCGUUCCAGAAAGUAUUAAGCAGGUCAUCGAUGAGGAACUGACCAAACUGAACUUCCUGGAGAGUCAUAGCUCUGAAUUUAAUGUAACCCGCAACUACCUCGACUGGCUCACCUCGCUACCCUGGGGCGUCAUUAGCACUGAGAAUCUCUGCCUGGACAAAGCCAACGAGAUCCUAAACCACGAUCACUACGGAAUGGAGGAUAUCAAGAAGCGCAUUCUAGAGUUUAUCGCCGUCAGUUCUCUGAAGGGCAGCACGCAGGGCAAGAUCCUGUGCUUCCAUGGACCGCCUGGUGUGGGCAAGACGAGUAUAGCCAAGUCCAUUGCUCGGGCCCUGAAUCGUGAGUACUUCCGCUUCAGUGUGGGCGGCAUGACGGAUGUGGCUGAGAUCAAGGGACAUCGUCGCACCUACGUAGGCGCAAUGCCUGGCAAGCUGAUACAGUGCUUGAAAAAGACUAAGACGGAAAACCCUCUAGUGCUCAUUGAUGAGGUGGACAAGAUUGGCAAGGGCUAUCAGGGAGAUCCCAGCUCGGCGCUGUUAGAGCUACUCGAUCCCGAGCAGAAUGCCAAUUUCCUGGACCACUAUCUGGACGUGCCAAUCGAUCUGUCGCGUGUGCUAUUCAUUUGCACGGCCAACGUGAUCGAUACCAUACCAGAGCCGCUGAGGGAUCGCAUGGAGCUGAUUGAGAUGUCCGGCUAUGUGGCCGAGGAGAAGGUGGCCAUUGCCCGUCAGUAUCUGAUACCGCAGUCGAUGAACGACUGUGGCCUGACCGACGAGCAUAUCAGCAUAACCGAGAAAGCCCUGAAUAUGCUGAUACGCAGCUAUUGCCGCGAGUCCGGAGUGCGUAACUUGCAGAAGCAGAUCGAGAAGGUCAUUCGCAAAGUGGCCUUCCUUUUGGUCAAGAAGGAGGGCACCAACUUCCCAGUGGAUGCCGAAAACCUGACCACAUUCCUGGGCAAGCAGAUCUUUACCUCGGAUCGCAUGUACGAGACGACGCCGCCGGGCGUGGUCAUGGGCCUAGCCUGGACGGCCAUGGGUGGCUCAUCGCUGUACAUUGAGACAUCGCCACGGAACAAACAGAAAAGCCAGGGCCCCAAAUCAGAAGCCAGCGGUGUGGGCAGAGUUGGCACUUUGUAUAUCACCGGAAACCUUGGGGAUGUGAUGAAGGAAUCGGCCCAAAUAGCCCUUACGGUUGCCCGUAACUUUAUUCAAAUUCGCUAUCCUGACAACCAGUACCUGGAGCUGGAAAACAUUCACCUGCACGUUCCUGAGGGGGCCGUACCAAAGGAUGGACCCAGUGCUGGAGUCACCAUAAUCACAGCCUUAAUUUCGUUGGCCACCAACAAGCCUGUGCGUAAGGAUGUGGCCAUGACGGGCGAGAUAUCGCUGAAGGGCAAGGUUCUGCCCGUAGGAGGAAUCAAGGAGAAGGCCAUAGCCGCACGUCGCAGUGGCGUCAACUGUCUCAUCCUGCCCGCGGACAACAAGAAGGACUUCGAGGAGUUGCCCAAGUUCAUAACCGAAGGCCUGGAGGUUCACUUUGCGGCCAACUACGAGGAUGUCUACAACAUCGCCUUCUCCGAACCCACCAAAAACGAGGCCGAGGCCCAAGUAUUGCCGGCGCCGGAUCAGGAGCCCCUCGAAAAGGUGUCCAGCGCGGCCAGUGCAUCCAGCGCCAUGCCUUUCAGGCCUUAAUCGUAGUCAUAGCUUAGGGGUUGGGGGUUGCAUCGUUGUAUUGACAUCGAUAUCAGGUUAAUUAGUGUAUGUAGACAAUACAAAAGCAUUUGCUAAACCUAA